GAUGGCUCGAAAAAUGUCUUCUUUUCGCCUCUCAGUGUCUACAUCGCUCUUGGAAUGCUCAAAGCUGGUGCCAAAUCAACGACAAAUCUCGAGAUGGAAAAGGCAAUGAACUGGCAAAAACUAGUGGAAGGUUAUGGAUCAAAUAAUGGCCAUGAAGCGAUCGAGCGCCUCCUGUCUGAUGUGUUUGCCCCUCUCGAAAAAAACAACACCCUUAGUGUAGCUAACAAGCUUUGGUUGCAGAAAUACUUUUGCCCAACUCAAUGUGACAAUUUCAUCAACAUUUUAAAGAAAAGUUACAAAGCUGACAUGGAAGAGCUUAAUUUUGCCAUCCACGCCGAGAAAUCGAGAGAAGAAAUCAAUAAAUGGGUAGCGGAAAAGACAAACCAGAAGAUCAAGGAUUUACUGCCUAAAGGCACUGUGAAUGCACUUACGAGGUUUGUUCUGACCAACGCAAUCUAUUUCAAAAGCAACUGGAUGCACGCGUUUGACGAAAAGAGCACUUCACAGCGAAGUUUCUCCACAUACGUAGGAGACGAGGGAGAAAUCCAAAAAACGGUUUCAACAAUGUAUCAGACUGAACAAUUUAGGUUUUCUGGAUUCUUGCCAGCAUCAAGGUAUGAGGUUUUGGAGAUGCCAUACGAAGGGGAGAAAAUAUCCAUGGUUGUGGUGGUGCCAAAAACCCGCGAGGAUUUCAACAACAUGGAAAAAACAAUCUCAUCUAUUGAUCUGAACAGAAUGUUGAAAGAAUUAUACGAAUUCCCCCCGUCGAAGCUCGAUGUCCAAAUGCCGAAAUUUAAAGUUAACACAAAAUUGGAUUUGAAGGGACUUCUUUACAAGAUGGGAAUGCGUGACGUUUUCAACCCCAGGACCGCUGAUUUGUCAGGGAUAACGGGUUACAGAGGCAUGUAUGUAUCCAACGCCAUCCACAAGGCCUAUGUAAAUGUUGACGAAAAAGGCACGGAAGCAGCAGCUGCAACCGGAAUUACAAUCGAGCUUGCCAGUUUACCGUUCCAGUUUCUGGUGAACCGGCCGUUCAUAUACAUGAUCCGCCACGUGGAGACGAACACGAUCCUGUUCAUGGGACGUGUUAUGGACCCUACAGCAGAGUAAAUAAUCGCGGACACUAAAGAACUUACUUUGCAUUUAGUUCUUCAAUCACACGAUUAUAAACGUAGCCGUUUUCAAUUUUGUAUUUUUUUAAUAUACAUUGAAUUGUUUGCCUGAA
Messenger RNA from Rhopilema esculentum, 1225 nucleotides. Its product is annotated as leukocyte elastase inhibitor. NCBI's taxonomy places the organism in Eukaryota, Metazoa, Cnidaria, Scyphozoa, Rhizostomeae, Rhizostomatidae. Gene Ontology annotation, molecular function: serine-type endopeptidase inhibitor activity. The record is from RefSeq and is a predicted model, not a curated record.